AUGGCUGAGGCUGCAGAGGCAAGAGGCACUCGUUGGAAGUACUUUGUGAACUCUGAGAGACAAUCCCUGAAGGGAAGAUUCAUUCUGGAUUUGUCGCGCUUCGGAAGCCCGGUCCGGCUGGACGUCACGGCAUUUGCCAACAAGGUGCGCAGCGACAAAUGGUUGCUGCUAGCAGCAUGCCUUCUCAUCGACUUUAUUGGAAUGGCCAGCUACCUCGUCCUCCUGCUUGGUGAGGUCACUGACAUCAUGUGGGCACCCUUUGCUGGAUUCCUUCUGCAGUAUCUGUUUGGCAGCUGGCUGGUCUCUUCGCUGGGUGCGCUGGAAGAGUUCCUUCCGUUUACAGACAUCCUGCCAACCGCGACUCUGGCGUGGGCGAUUUGCCACGUGGAAUGCCUGAGAUUCCUACGGGCCGCUGCCUGCCUCCAGCAUUUUGCCCAUAAGGUGGAGUGCCCCCAGGUCCUGAAGCAGGUGACGAAGAUGCGGACCACAAAGAGCCGAAAUCACGCGGAGGUUCUGAAGCGAUUCCGCUUGACACGUUUCGGAUGGGAACGCCGGCGUGCGCAUCUUCGAGAUGGGAAAAAGCGCAGGCGGAGUCCGCAGCAAAAGAGGAACACGAACAAGAUAGACUUCGUCCACCGCCAUGACAUGCUCAAAAUGGUUCGAACGGCCUCGUACUUCAAAUUGCGCAUUCGCGAUUUUCCGAAGGAUCCGAAUCCGAACAUCAAAUCAACUCGUGCAAUAGUUGGGAGCCACUUCGGGUAG
This is a messenger RNA of Symbiodinium sp. CCMP2456, 762 nucleotides long. NCBI's taxonomy places the organism in Eukaryota, Dinophyceae, Suessiales, Symbiodiniaceae. The record is from the annotation of a GenBank genome assembly.